Drosophila subobscura is the source of this 2431-nucleotide messenger RNA. RefSeq names its product mucin-5AC. The transcript has 9 exons. Lineage: Eukaryota; Metazoa; Arthropoda; Insecta; Diptera; Drosophilidae. The record is from RefSeq and is a predicted model, not a curated record. The coding region runs from base 126 to 1823 and encodes 565 amino acids.
UCUUAUACCUUGUCGGACUAACAGUGCUAACGGUACUGCUGCUGGCUUUAUACAUUUUCUCCCUUCGAACGCAACGGACGUGUUUUCUUUCUAUUAAGUCUGCGAGAUCUGGAAUACUCGGCGGCAUGUUUACAAGCAACUUGGUGGCCAUCUUCCUGCUGGCGUGCUUUGGCCUAGCGCAGGCCUACCCGGCCCUGCUGCCCUACAUCUACAAUCCCUCGCAUCAAGCACACGCCGUUAAGCGCAGCGAUGCGGUCUUCCCCCAAAUCGAGGACGAUGUCGGCGAAUUGGAUCAGUUGCGGAAGGAGCAGAUGGGUGUGAGCAAGCGGAACCACGACGGCACUGCCCACACCAGCACCACCACCACCAAGGAGAGCGUUGAGGAUGGUGCCGCCCCCGAGCCCCAACAAAGUGCGAACGUGAACAUUCUGCCGGAUCUGGAGCGACAGCUGGAGGUGGCCACGCCGCUGAUAUCGACCACAACCACCACAAGUACCUCUACCACAACCACAACGGCCACAUCGAAGGAGGAGAGCGAACGGUCGCAGCUGGAGGAGCCGAAAACGGCCAUCAAGACGGUGGUCGAGCCGACGGUGCAUGCCAAGUGUAUAUCCACGAAACCACCCAAAAACCAACAGGCAUUUUACGGUGCAGCUCGUCUAGCCUUCGGCCAAAACCCGGAGGUGUUGCCAACAUCCUCGACAACAACCACAACGACAACGACAACCACGACCACUCCAGCACCACCUGAGGAACCACAGCCCGAACCGCAGCCCGAACCGCAGCCCGAACCAGAGGCGGAGGCUGAAACUGGAGCUGAAGCUGAACACAAACCCGAAGCCGAGCCUGAGCCAGAAAAUAUCGAGGCAGCCGCCGCGGAAACCGAACUGAGCGCCCUGACACCACCCAAGGUGGUCCAAGGACCACAGAGCCACGAGCACGACGUCAACAAGGAGACCAUUGGGGACAUCAUCUUCGAUGUGGUGGCCCGCACCACGGAGCGGAGAUCGAGCGCGCCGAAGAUAACGGCCAAGACGGUUCAGGGUCUACUGCGCAGUCCCAAUGGUCAGUACUCCUCCUUCGACAUGGCUCAGUAUAUAUUCUGGACGGGCGAUGAGACGGCUGUGGUCAAGGCCGUGGAGGAACUAGUCAGCGGAAGAGUGAUCACUCGAGAGAAUGCUCUGAAGUUCUUGCAGGACAUUCGUCUGGGCAUUGAGUUCCUGCAGCGUUCGUAUGCCAAUCGCAUCUUCCCCGAAGAGGUGCGCCAGAAUCAGCUGAAGCGGCAUAGUCCUCCCAUCCCCACAGUUCCCUCCACAACAUCCACAACGUCCACAACGACUACCAGUACCACGAGCACAACUACGGAGAAACCCUUCCCCGAUGUGCAUGCCCCGCUGGCAGGUGCUGGGCCAGUGAAAACCUUUGAUAGCUUCAACUUCUGGAACAAGCUAAAGGACAUGGACAAUGAGGCGCAACAAGAGCUCACGGACUAUGACGAGGGUCGUGCCAAGAUUGUGGAGUAUCUGUACAACGAGUACUCCCUGGAGGAGAUACUCUACAAGCUAGCAAAGGUAAUGUUUGCCCAGUCCCUGGCCCAUGGCUCCGAUGAGGCACAAAUGGAGCUGCAAAAGCUAACCGAAUUCCUAGAGCACGAGGGCAACCUAGGCGUCAUACCCAUCGACUUGCAGAAGAAAGUGUUAAGAGUGCUGCUCAGCGCCUUGUCGGACACAUUGACCGAGCAUCCGGAACUGCUGCCGGCAGCGCGCGUUAAUCUGGCCAAUCCGUUUUACAGGCUUCCAAUGCAUACUCCCAGUAGCCAGUAGAGCAACAAGUUAUCAGAAUAUAUAAUAUAUAAAUCUAUCUAUCUACAAAUCAAAUUAUAUAAAUGUAAACAUGCAUAAUCCACAUCAGCUAACAGCUAAACAGCAAACAGAAUUGAAGAUGCGCUCUCUCGGAAUUGCCCCCCUCCUAUGUUACGUAUUGUGUGUGUGUGUGUGUGUAGAUCGAUUGGCACUUCCAAGUUGAUUUUAAUGUAAUAUAGCAAAAGAUUAUCGUGAUAUAUAGUUUUCUCCUACGUACACACACAGCAGCGAGAGACUUGCCCAAGUUUGAGCUUUAGAAUAUUUACUGCAUUGAAAUUGAUUGCUUAUAUUUGAUAUGAGUUAGUUAGGAACAUUGAGGUUGGAGCGGUGAAUCUUCGCUUUUGGUUUUUAGUGGAAAAUGAAGCAGGAAUGGGCUCUGAGUCCGCAUAUAUCAGUAGAGCAAACAGCAGACACAAUAAUAACACUUAUUAGACGUUCCCCCCGCUCCCCCACGCAGUAAUUGAACAUUUGUGCAUUAUUAAUGGAUUGGCUAACCGAUUGAUUGUUUUGUUGUGUGUUACAUAUACGAUAUGCAAAAAACAUGUAAGAACUAGAGAAAAUGUAUCAAG